This is a messenger RNA of Venturia canescens, 1018 nucleotides long. RefSeq names its product Sulfiredoxin (gene Srx). Gene Ontology annotation, biological process: cellular response to oxidative stress. Bases 207 to 608 code for a protein of 133 amino acids. The transcript has 3 exons. Gene Ontology annotation, molecular function: sulfiredoxin activity. Gene Ontology annotation, cellular component: cytoplasm. The record is from RefSeq and is a predicted model, not a curated record. NCBI's taxonomy places the organism in Eukaryota, Metazoa, Arthropoda, Insecta, Hymenoptera, Ichneumonidae.
UACGCGUACGCGUUAUAAAUGAGAAUCGUUGAAGGAACAGUCCCACGAUACAAGUGGGCAACUUUCCCCCACUCCAAAUCUAUUUUUCCUUUCGUCAUUGAAUCAUACGAAACAGUGGGGGAUUCUUGAGAUACGUAUAAUGACGCAUCGACAACGCCAUUCCUAGUUUCCCUGCCGGUGCUCACGUUGCAUCAGUCAAGUUGCAGAUGAAAAUACAGUACUUAAAACGUUCGCCUACAAUCUUUACGCUACUUUGUAGAAUGGAUGCGAAGUCUUUCACGAGCAUUCACUCGAGCCAAGAUGCCGAGGUGUACGACGUUCCUAUGAAAGUUCUCAUCAGGCCAUUACCAUCGGAAGUCAACGAGGAAAAAGUAUUAAGUCUGAUGGAAACUCUGAAUGAUCCAGUGACCCAGAAGGCUGUUCCACCAAUCGAUAUUUUAUGGAUCAAAGGAACUCAAGGGGGUGAUUAUUAUUACUCGUUCGGUGGUUGUCAUCGUUACGCGGCUCAUCAGAGACUCGGGAAACCCUGCAUAAAGGCGAAACUCAUACAGUCCACGAUCACAGAUUUACGAUCGUAUCUCGGUAACUCGACGCCUGAUCUAAAGUGACAAUUGAGAACGUUUACUACAGUGAAAAGACUAAACUUGCCAGACGUUAAUGUAUUUUUAAUAGAUAUUUUUCUAUUAUUUAUUCUCCCCGAAAAUUGCGGAGUUACGAGAAAGCUAUUUAGUACUUAAUGAGCUCACGAAUUUAUGAAUUGAAAUAAUGCAUACAAUUCAUCAAAGAAAUUGUCGCGUUCAUGUCGAUGUCGAACCGUCGAUUCAACGUUGACGAAGAAAAAGAGAACAAAAUCGUCCUGUUUAAUAAUAAAUGAAUCGCGAAAUCAGUGAGUCAACAAUCAAUUUAUUUACGACUCAUUUAAACUUCUAUGAGAACAAAAAAUACAUUUGUAUAUUUAUAUUAAUGCUUGUGCACAUAGCUUUAAAAUUGUACGAACUAAUAAAUUAUGUUUAUAAGA